UUUGGGCAUUGUUCUUUCCUAUUUGAUGUGUGAAAUUACUCACUUUGGGGGUGUGUGGCCAGACAUACUUCUUUUCCUCUAUGUCAGGCACCAUAUGGAGCAAUAUAGCUCAAGCUGAGGGUGUGGUAUAAAAAUACACAGUCCCUUUGCUGCACAGAUAUUUCCAUUGUGAGCUUCUGAAGCAGAGCCUCUACACAGAGGCUGGUCUUUGCAAGCGUGUGGUGUCUGCCCUGAACACGUGUUGACCGUUUCCUAGCUGCAUCCUUUGCUGCAUGGGAAUGUUCUCUGAUAAAUAUUGGGUCUCUUCCUUACAAAUGGGGAUGGGCCUUUUAGAGCUGAUGAGGAUGCCUUCUCAUUUAACAUGCUUGAAAGGGAGAGAGCAGCCAAAUUGUCCCCCGUCCUCCAGGACUUGGCAGGGGGCUGCGUGUUUUGAGUGCGUUUGGCAGAGUUUUGGUGUUCUGACUCAGCAAAUGGUAACAAAGGGAGGAUGGCGAAGCCUUCCUUUAUUCCAUAAUCCUGUUUGCUUUUCUGGAAAUCGGCUAUAGCCUCAGAAUCACUGACUCAAUUUUUGGAUCCUAUUCUCAUGACAAAGCGGCUGUCUGGUUUAAAACAAGCCCAUUAUAAAAAGGGUGCCUCAGAUCCAGGCUGUUUGUAACAGCUUCUGACGUUCCUCCAGCACUGGGGAGCUUGGCUGGAACGGAAAAUGUCCAGAGCUGGAACCAAGGUCACCUUCUAUGAAGACAAGAAUUUCCUAGGCCGUUGCUAUGAGUGCGACAGCGACUGCCCCGAUUUUCACACCUACCUGAGCCGCUGCAACUCCAUUCGGGUGGAUGGAGGCACCUGGGUGGCCUAUGAGAGGCCCAACUUUUCCGGGAACAUGUAUGUUCUGACGCGUGGGGAGUAUCCUGACUACCACCACUGGAUGGGCCUCAACGACCGCCUCGGCUCCUGCAAAGCCGUCCAGAUACCAAGUGGAGGCCGGGGCCACAUCCAAGUAUUUGAGAAGGGAGAUUUUGGCGGGCAGAUGUUUGAAGCCACCGAAGACUGCCCUUCCGUCAUGGAGGAGUGGCACAUGCGCGAGGUCCAUGCCUGCAGAGUGCUGGAGGGCGUCUGGGUUUUCUAUGAGCAUCCCAACUACCGAGGCAGGCAGUACCUGCUGCCCAAGGGGGAGUACCGCAAACCUGUGGAGUGGGGAGCAGCGAGCCCCGCUGUUCAGUCCUUCCGCAGCAUCGCCGAGUGA
This is a messenger RNA of Haliaeetus leucocephalus (bald eagle), 1240 nucleotides long. RefSeq names its product crystallin, gamma S (gene CRYGS). Lineage: Eukaryota; Metazoa; Chordata; Aves; Accipitriformes; Accipitridae. Gene Ontology annotation, biological process: lens development in camera-type eye; visual perception. Gene Ontology annotation, molecular function: structural constituent of eye lens. The transcript has 3 exons. Bases 704 to 1240 code for a protein of 178 amino acids. The record is from RefSeq and is a predicted model, not a curated record.